UCUUUUCUUCGUGCCCUAUUCUUCUUCCACGCCGAAACCCCUCUUCCUCUUCUUCGUUGAGCUCGCGACACCAACCUUUCUUCUUCUUUUUCCCCCACCGAGCCCGAACUUCUCUCCUGUUUCCCUCUCGCGCCGCCGCCACCUAGUCCCGAGCCUUCACCUCCUCGCGAUCUCUCCCCCGUGCCCUAAUUUUUUCCUUCCGAUCUUCUGUCGCAUCGACGCCGCCGCACGGAGCAGCGUCGACGCCGUACAGCCGACGCCUCACCGAAGCUUCCUCUCCCCUACCGACGUCUCAUCGUCGCUCACUGCCGGAGCCAAAGGCGAGGGCCAUCCGCUCUCUUGUUGUCCAGCCCAAGGAGGAUCACAUGUUUUCCUUGUUUCUGAACCCUUUAAUAUCCUCAUUAAUGAAAGUUGUGUUCUGUGCGACCACCAAUUGAAGUGUUCAUUGCUCAAUGGCAGCUCCUGCCACUCCGCUUCCCUCUUCAAAGGGUGUUGAGUCUCAAAAUCCUAAUUGUAGUAGCAACUCUCCUUCAAUGUUCUUAUCACCCUCACCAUUACGCUUAUGGAGGCCAGCGACUCAAAGGAAUGUGAGGAAUCAAUGGUUGAAAUUGUUCUCAAGCAAGAUUCAGUGGGCCAGCGCCAUGUCAGAGGGGAGAUCACAUGCUACCUCACUUGUAAAUGCAUAUCUCAAUCACAGAUACAUGUCGUCAGUGAACUUGGGUGCUGCGAAUGACAUGCCGGAAAUUCGAGAGAAGGCAUGCCAAAAAUUGGCUCAUAAGCAGGAAACAUAUGGAAACUAUCUUCUCUCAUCGUACAAGAAUAUGGUACUCACAGUUGCUGAAUUGGUUAAGUCCGCACACUCUUUCCGAUGUUUCCUUAAAGGACCAGUUGCUGGCCCUCUGUCGCAAUUUGGUGAUAGUCCUGAACAUGAGAAUGAUAGUGGAGAUGGUGGUGGAGUACCAGUUUUUACAUUGUUUUCAAUCUCACAAUUUGAAAAUCUUGCAUGGGAGCUAGUUGAGAUGUUUGUAUCAGAGUUAAGCUUGAAGCGGUUCCUGGUGGUUGAGUUUCUCUCACUUAGAUGUGAAGGUGCAGGACGGGGUAAUAAGAUACAGUGGUCAGAUGAACUAUAUAUUGGAGAAUUUGAUGAACUAAAGAUUAGUGGUCUAUGCACUGAAAAUAAUAUCCCACCUCUGUUUCCACAAUUAAGAGGUCAACUAUCUUGGAGUCCCUUAGACACAAAGGAAUAUCAUCUUAUGAGCAGUGAUGUUUUGCAGGUGUACUUGAUGGCCUGGAUUUCCGAUGUAAAUAUUAAUGUACAUAGAUGAGUAAAGUGACAAAUUCAUGCGGUAUGGUUCCAAAUGUUCAGGAUAAAGGAAAUAUUCAGUAUCAUUGAAGAAGAAGCACCGAUCAAAUUUUCUUGAGUUAUAUAAUUUGCUGAGUGGCAAAAGGUUAGCCGUCCCCAAGGGUACGGUGUAGCAGAAGGGCAUAGACAUGCACAGUUUGAUCCGUAGAUAUGACAUAUUUGUAGGGAUUUUUCCAUUAAAUAAAGCGCGCAAUCACAUGAUGCUAAGCUUUUGGGCCAUCCGCCAUGAAUGCUUUCUAAUUUAUUCUAGUAGCUAGUGGAAAACUUUCGUGGGUCAGUUCGACCAUUUCAGAUUGUGUUAUCUGAUUCAAUAUUUGUUUUUGGUAAAAUGUUAGCAAAUGUGUGGGACAUGAAUAUUUCAAUGACAAUUAUUUUGCAUCUGGAUGAGCAGCGAACCGCGAA
This is a messenger RNA of Zingiber officinale, 1765 nucleotides long. RefSeq lists its product as uncharacterized. Lineage: Eukaryota; Viridiplantae; Streptophyta; Magnoliopsida; Zingiberales; Zingiberaceae. Bases 453 to 1325 code for a protein of 290 amino acids. The record is from RefSeq and is a predicted model, not a curated record. The transcript has 9 exons.